AUGAUUUCACCGAACGCCGAAUACAGCCUAGUCGAAUUAAUUAAAAAUAAAUUAUAUGGACAAGCUUCGAGAGUAGUAUUGAGCGGAGACUACAAUACUAUCGAACAACUGAUUACGGUGUUGAAAUCACGUUUUGCUCCGUUAUACUCAUCAAUACAAUUAUACGGAGACAUGUCGAAAAUGGCUCAGAUGCCGAACGAAGCAGUCGUCGACUAUAGCAGCCGAGUGUCCAAAGCCCAUGCUGUCAAGGCAUUUCUGACUGGGAUAAAACCAGAAAUCUUCAGUCAAAUGCGAAAUUGCGAAUUCAACACCUUGGAUGAAGCAGCAAUCAGUACAGCUAUUAAAGGCGAAGCAGAGUACAAAGAAAACAUGAUGAGGAUGAAAUUAACCGAGGGAUAUACCCAGGCCGUUCAAUGCAGCAACUGUGUUGGAUACGGCCACAGUACUAACACCUGUAGUAGCCGUUCAUUUCAAAGGCAGCAGAAAUCAAUGGAUACAACCAAACCGGGUUCCACAAAACCAAACCCCGUGAACCAGCGGCAAAACAUAGGUCGGAAUCCAACAAACCAACGCCAAGGAACGGGACAACUACCGGCUUUUCAACAUCCGGCAAAUCAACCUUCGGCAAAUCCGACUUUUCAACCCCCAGUAAAUCAACCUCCUAAUAACUGGUACCAAGGCACCGCAAACUGGAGAAGGCAACCUCCAAUAUGCGCUUAUUGCCAAAGCAUUGACCAUACUAUUGAGCAAUGCAGAAAGAAAAUGUAUCAAGAGAAGAUUAAAAGCCAACCGCAACAACCUACAACUCAGGAACCACAGAUACGAUACAUCGAAGUAAAAGCGCUGGAUACAGAGUCCAUAUUCCAUGUUGUGGAGGAUCUUCCAAUAGCGCACGAUGGAAUACUAGGAACGGAAUUCUUCAAAAAUAGCGGAGCGAACACUGACUACGCCAAAUCUAUGCUUAUAGUCAAUAAUUAUAUUAUACCAUUCCAAGAACCAUUAAUCACAAUACCAUCAAGGACUAGGACAACAAUACCUAUUAAAGUAAAAAAUAUGGAAGAAAAGACAGGCUUUAUACCAAAAAUUGAGAUACACCCACAAUUGUACAUGGGAAACGCCGUAGUAACAAACAGAACUGGCAUAGCCUUCCUUCAUGCAACAAAUGUCUCUUCUGAAGACAUCAAAAUUCAAAUGCCUACUGUUCAAUUAGAACCAUAUGAAGAAAUUAAAAUAGAAGAAGAAGAAGAAGAAGCACCAUCAGACUCUACCAAACUUCCAAAAAAGGAAAAUACACAAGGAAACAAAUCAUGGAGAUUAGUCAUCGACUUCAGAAAAUUAAAUGAAAAAACCAUUAGCGACGCAUAUCCCUUGCCAAACCUAGUCGACAUUUUAGAUCAAUUGGGAAGCGCAAAUUACUUCUCAAUAUUCGACUUCAAGUCUAGCUUCCACCAGAUACCCAUGCAUCUAGACGAUAAGCACAAGACAGCUUUUUCAACACCAUUUGGACACUUCCAAUUCAAGAGAAUGCCAUUUGGUUUAAAGAACGCUGCAGGUUCAUUCCAGAGGCUUAUGAACAACGUUCUGGAUGGUCUACAAGGGGUCGAAGCAUUCGUGUAUAUUGACGAUAUAGUAAUUUAUGCUAGCUCAAUAGAAGAACACGAAACAAAAUUCAAUAGACUUAUGGCAAGACUGAGAGAAGCAAAUCUAUAUCUCCAGCCGGAAAAAUACGAGCUACUGAGGAAGGAAGUAGCCUAUUUGGGACACAUUAUCACAGAAGAUGGAGUGAAGCCUGACCCGAAGAAAAUAGAAGCGGUCAAAGAGUUUCCAGUUCCAAAAACAGUAAAAAAUAUUAGGCAAUUCCUUAGUUUAUGCGGAUAUUAUAGAAGAUUCAUAAAAAGUUUUUCAAAGAUAGCUAAACCUCUAUCAGAUUUGACAAAAAAGGAACAAAAAUUUGAAUGGACACAGCAGCAACAACAAGCUUUCAUCAUCCUCAGAGAUAAAUUAUGCGAGGAACCAAUUCUUCAAUAUCCAGAUUUCACACAACCUUUCAACAUCACCACGGAUGCAUCUGGAAUCGCCGUUGGAGCAGUACUAAGCCAGGGCGAAAUUGGAAAAGAUCAACCAGUAUCAUAUACUUCAAGAGUGUUAAACAAGGCAGAAACUCAAUACUCUGCUACAGAAAGAGAACUAUUAGCAGUCGUAUACGCCGUAACUCAUUUUAGACCCUAUAUUUACGGAAGAAAAUUUUAUCUAAUAACUGACCACAAACCAUUAACGUGGCUGCAUAAUUUAACAGACCCCGCAUUAAGAUUAAUGCGAUUGAAACUAAAAUUAAGCGAAUACGACUACGAGAUCAAAUAUAAACCCGGAAAACAAAAUAUAAACGCUGAUGCAUUAUCCUGA
Osmia lignaria (orchard mason bee) is the source of this 2403-nucleotide messenger RNA. Lineage: Eukaryota; Metazoa; Arthropoda; Insecta; Hymenoptera; Megachilidae. The record is from RefSeq and is a predicted model, not a curated record.